UAACACAGUCGGGUGGCUCAUGCUUUUCUGACUCAUUCUCAGUUCGAGCGUCGGAGAGGAGUGAAGGUCCCAAACGACAAUAGCAAAAAAAGGGCGACGAGAUGAGCGCCAACAACACCAACGGUUUUCGCGUCGACGACACGCAGGGUCACUACGAGGAGGUGAAAAUACCAGUGCCGUGGGGGCACAUCGCAGGUAAAUGGUGGGGUUCAAAGGACCAGCAGCCGGUGUUGGCGAUUCACGGUUGGCAGGAUAACGCCGGGACCUUCGAUAAUUUAGCACCGCACCUGGUGAAGGCGAACCUGUCGGUGCUGUGCUUGGAUAUGCCUGGGCACGGCUACAGUUCGCACUAUCCGCCGGGUCUGUUCUACUACAUCUUCUGGGACGGAGUGCACGUGCUGCGGCGGGUGGUGAAGCAUUACAAGUGGUCGUCGGUGAAGCUGUUGGGACAUUCGAUGGGCGGCGCGAUAUCCUUCCUCUACGCCGCGUUCUAUCCCGAGGAAGUCGAUUGCUACGUCGCCUUGGACAUCGCCUCGCCGGCCGUCCGCGAUUCCAACAAAAUGUACAAUGUGACCGCCGGCGCCGUCGACCGUUUCCUCAAGUACGAGGGCUUCGAUUCCGGCACGGCGCCAACGUACAGGUACAAGCAGAUGUUGGAGAUCGUGGUCGAGGGGUACGAGGGUUCGGUGACGGAGGAGAGUUGCCACGUGCUGAUGAGACGCGGCACGCGCAGCGACAACGAAUGCUGCGACCAGUACACCUUCACCAGAGAUCCGAGGCUGAAGCUGUGCGCUCUCGGCACGAUGGACAUCAAUCAGGCCGUCGAUCUGGCGCGUAGGGUCAAGUGUCGAGUGAUGAACGUGCGCGCCGUCCACAGUCACACGCACUCCGACCCCGGCUACUACGACAAGGUGCUCGACGUCGUCGAGAAGAAUGCCAGAGUCCUGGUGCGCGUCAACGUCGACGGCACCCAUCACGUCCAUCUGAACAACGCGGAGCGCGUCGCCGGACACGUCGUCGACUUUCUACUCGACGAAGACGACGACCUAAUCUAGACACGAUAUUUAUUUAUUCCGCGAACGCAUCACGAAACUCGUGUAUGUAAUCCAUUUACUAUAGUAUUUUAAAAAGAAAUUAUUUAUUUUCACCGGUGAUAUAUUUGUUAUAAACGAAACCUUACAUAUUAAUUAAAAUGGUAACCUUGCACCUCGUCACCUCGACUUACGUCCCGAAAA
Nicrophorus vespilloides is the source of this 1235-nucleotide messenger RNA. It is a transcript of the gene kraken, whose product is annotated as probable serine hydrolase. The transcript has 3 exons. The record is from RefSeq and is a predicted model, not a curated record. Lineage: Eukaryota; Metazoa; Arthropoda; Insecta; Coleoptera; Silphidae. Bases 102 to 1055 code for a protein of 317 amino acids.